Nelumbo nucifera (sacred lotus) is the source of this 3234-nucleotide messenger RNA. RefSeq names its product tRNA synthetase class I (I, L, M and V) family protein. Gene Ontology annotation, molecular function: aminoacyl-tRNA deacylase activity; leucine-tRNA ligase activity; ATP binding. Gene Ontology annotation, biological process: leucyl-tRNA aminoacylation. Lineage: Eukaryota; Viridiplantae; Streptophyta; Magnoliopsida; Proteales; Nelumbonaceae. The record is from RefSeq and is a predicted model, not a curated record. Gene Ontology annotation, cellular component: cytosol.
UAGAAUUAGUUUUACCGCGUUGAGGUUGAGCGUUAUCUUCUUGUUCCAUUCCCGUCCACUCCCACCAAGCUCUUCCACGCUUAAACCAGUCCAGUCCUCCUCCGCCUUACUGCUCUUUCGAAAAUGCAAACGCAAAUGCAGAUGCAAAUGCUUCUUCCCUCUUCUUUCCACCAUCGAAACACUUUCUUCUCCUUUCAUAGACGGCCGUAUCUUUGGAUCACUACCACUACCACUGCAACCUCUUAUCGUCUUCGAGUCUCGAAUGGUGUCAGCAACAGCAGUAUCAGUAGCCAAAGCACACUCAAGGAGGAGUACAAUAAAGAAGAGCAGCAGAAGCUUCAGCAACCGAGAACUAGGGCUUACCCAUUUCACGAAAUUGAGCCGCGUUGGCAGCGCUACUGGGAGGAGAAUCGUACUUUCAGGACCCCAGACGAAGUCGAUACCUCAAAACCCAAGUUCUACAUACUCGAUAUGUUCCCCUAUCCCAGUGGAGCUGGGUUACAUGUCGGUCAUCCUCUUGGAUAUACUGCCACUGACAUUCUUGCCAGAUACAAGCGCAUGAAAGGUUUUAACGUUUUGCAUCCAAUGGGAUGGGAUGCAUUUGGAUUGCCGGCAGAGCAGUAUGCAAUUGAGACGGGAACCCAUCCAAAGAUUACAACAGCGAGAAAUAUCGAACGCUUCCGCUCACAGCUUAAGUCACUGGGUUUCUCAUAUGAUUGGGACCGUGAAAUUUCUACCACUGAACCAGAAUAUUAUAAAUGGACGCAAUGGAUAUUUCUUCAGCUUUUCAAGAAAGGAUUGGCAUAUCAGGCUGAGGUACCAGUGAACUGGUGUCCAGCUCUUGGCACUGUUUUGGCAAAUGAAGAGGUAGUGGAUGGUGUUAGUGAGCGAGGUGGUUAUCCAGUCAUAAGAAAGCCAAUGCGCCAAUGGAUUCUCAAGAUUACUGCAUAUGCUGAUCGCCUUCUUGAAGAUUUGGAUGAUCUUGAUUGGCCUGAAAGCAUAAAGGAAAUGCAGCGGAACUGGAUAGGCAGGUCAGAAGGGGCGGAGAUGGAAUUCUCUGUACUUGAUCAAGAUGGACAUGAACGGGACAUAAAGCUUACCGUGUAUACAACAAGACCAGACACCAUCUUUGGAGCAACAUAUCUAGUCGUGGCACCUGAACAUCACCUGUUGUCAUCAUUGGUAUCUAAUGCCCAAAGAGAAUGUGUGGAAGAAUACAGAGAGAUAGCAUCAAGAAAGAGUGAUCUUGAAAGGACAGAGCUUCAGAAGGAGAAAACUGGUGUCUUCAGUGGUUCAUAUGCCAGAAAUCCAGCAAAUGGGGAAGCAAUUCCCAUAUGGGUGGCAGAUUAUGUUUUGGGGAGUUAUGGUACUGGGGCAAUAAUGGCUGUACCUGCACAUGAUUCUCGUGACUAUGAGUUUGCUUUGAAAUAUGAUAUUCCAGUUUCCUGGGUUGUGAACCCAGAGGAUAAAUGCUACAAUGAUUCUGAAGGAUCAUAUUCAGGAGAAGGUAUCAUUAUAAACUCAUCAAAUUUGGCAUCUGGGCUUAAUAUCAAUGGUUUGCGUAGCAAAGAAGCUGCUUCCAAAGUCAUAGAUUGGGCUGAGAGUACUGGGCAUGGGAUAAGAAAGGUAAACUACAAGCUGCGAGACUGGCUUUUUGCUCGGCAACGUUACUGGGGAGAGCCUUUCCCAGUUAUCUUCUUAGAUGAUACUGGUGAAAUUGUCCCACUUCUUGAAAGUGAUCUGCCUCUUACACUGCCUGAAUUAGAUGAUUUCACUCCAACUGGAACAGGGGAGCCACCAUUGGCAAAAGCUGUAUCUUGGGUUAGAACCAUAGAUCCUAUAUCUGGAAAGUCUGCAACACGAGAAACAAGUACCAUGCCACAAUGGGCAGGUUCCUGCUGGUACUAUUUGAGAUUUAUGGAUCCAAAGAAUUCUGACGCAUUGGUUGAUAAGACAAAAGAAAAGUAUUGGAGCCCAGUUGAUGUUUAUGUUGGCGGUGCUGAACACUCUGUCCUUCACUUACUUUAUGCGAGGUUCUGGCACAAGGUGCUUUAUGACAUUGGUGUUGUUUCAACGAAAGAACCCUUCCAGUGCCUCAUAAAUCAGGGGCUAAUACUUGGGGAAGUUGAGUACACAGCAUACAGAGACCUAGAAGGGAAGCUAAUAUCUGCAGACUCUACUGAUGUUCUAGGUGAGCUUCAGCAAGAAAGAGUUCCAGAAGACAAGGUAAUGAAGUCUGGUGAUUACUUUGUGCUGAAAGAUAACCCAAACAUUCGUCUGAUUGCACGGGCUCACAAAAUGAGCAAAAGUAGGGGAAAUGUCAUCAAUCCCGAUGAUGUUGUUGCUGAAUAUGGUGCAGAUUCUCUUCGCUUAUAUGAAAUGUUUAUGGGACCACUAAGAGAUUCAAAAACAUGGAGUACCAGUGGUAUUGAAGGUGUCCAUCGAUUUCUAGGGAGGACUUGGAGGUUAGUUGUUGGUUCACCUUUGCCUGAUGGAUCAUUCCGAGAUGGAACGGUGGCAACUGAUGAUGAACCUACUUUGGAACAGCUUCGCACUCUCAACAAAUGCAUUGAGAAGGUAACAGAUGAAAUUGAAGGAAUGAGAUUCAACACUGGAAUUUCUGCAAUGAUGGAAUUCAUUAAUGCAGCAUAUAAGUGGGAUAAGCAUCCAAAGUCAAUAAUUGAAGCAUUUGUUUUGUUGCUUUCACCUUAUGCGCCACACAUGGCAGAGGAGCUUUGGUUUCGGCUUGGACACUUGAACUCAUUGGUGUAUGAAGGUUUUCCUGAGGCCAACCCUGAAUACUUGAAGGAAUCAACAAUAGUCCUACCAGUUCAGAUAAAUGGCAAGACAAGGGGUACCAUAAAGGUUGAGGAGGGAUGUUCGGAAGAGGAAGCUUUCAGAUUGGCAUCAUUAGAUGAGAAGCUCUCUAAAUAUUUGGUUGAAAAGACAAUCAAAAAGAGAAUAUAUGUUCCAGGUAGAAUCUUGAAUGUUAUCCUAGACAAGCAAAAUGUUAAGGUAGGGAGCAGGUAACCUUGCCCUUACCUCACUGGUUUUGACUUUUGAGGCGAGCUUGUGUAUUCUUUUCAAGUGUGGAGGAAAUAGAUCAUUGAACAGUGUAUUGGGCCAAAUUAGCAUGUACAGCACACAUCAAUGAAAUUGGGAAAACGAUAUGAAUGAUAUUACUGUUGCGAUGUUGCAGUACAAAAUUCAAUACGGUUUUCAAGCUUUUCACAA